Molecule: messenger RNA, 1526 nt
Organism: Neopelma chrysocephalum (saffron-crested tyrant-manakin)
Lineage: Eukaryota; Metazoa; Chordata; Aves; Passeriformes; Pipridae
Gene: RETREG1
Product: reticulophagy regulator 1
Exons: 9
Coding region: 36-1457 (473 amino acids)
Biological process (GO): negative regulation of neuron apoptotic process; reticulophagy
Cellular component (GO): endoplasmic reticulum membrane
Source: RefSeq, a predicted model, not a curated record
GAGCCGCGCCGCAGCCCGGCGGCCGCCACUGAGCCAUGGCGAGCGCGGCGGUACCCGCGCAGCCCCGUGAGCCGGAGGCCCCGGAGGAGCGGGGCGCGGCUGCGGCCGGAGAUACAGAGCGCACGGAAGUGUCAAGCGGGGACGGGGCGGCGGCGGUGCUGGGGGAGACGGGGCUGGCCGUGAGCUGCUGCAUCGCGGCGGCGCUGAGCUGGGAGCGGCCCCUCCGCAGCCUGGGCGGCUUCGUCUGCGCCAACCUGCUCUUCUGGUUUCUUGCACUGACCUCUUGGAGAGUGUAUCACCUAACUUCUCUCAUAAUACUUGGAGUGCUAAUUCUUCAGAUCAUGAAGGAAUUGGUAUUCUCGAGGAUAAAAGGUGCAAAGCUUUGGAGGACCAUCACUGGCAACUGGAAAGUCAUCGAUUCCAGGCAAGACUACAAACCGAGAAUAAAUCAGUGCAUUUCAGAAACACUGAUGAAUUUAUUUGUAUUUCUUCAAGAAAUGUCGCACUUUAAGGAACAAAACCCUGGCAAGUUUUGCCUACUAGUCUGCAGCAUAUGUACAUUUUUCACUGUCUUGGGAAGUUACAUUCCUGGAGUUGUCCUCUCCUAUGUCUUGUUAUUGUGUGCCUUUUUGUGUCCCUUCCUUAAGUGCAAUGAAUUUGGACAGAAAGUGUACAGCAAAAUUAAGGCUGUUCUGAUGAAACUAGAUUUUGGAAUAGUGGAAUAUAUCAACCAGAAGAAAAAAGAGAGAUUUGAAACAGCAAAAACAAAACCCACAGAAGAUGACAGUGAAUUAGACAUAUCAGCUCUGUGUCCUAAGGUUAGUCCUGCAGUCAUUGCCAAAGAGCUGUCAGUGUCUGACACAGACGUAUCGGAAGUAUCUUGGACCGAUAAUGGGACCUUUAACUUAUCCGAGGGGUAUUCUCCACAGACAGACACAUCUGAUGAUUUUGACCGACCUAGUGAUCAUGAAGAAGCUUUUGCUAGAGAUCUUUUAGAAUUCCCUUCUUUAGAAAAUGGUGCCGGAACAAAUGACGAUGAUGACUCAAGCAUCGGAAUGCCCAUCCAUCAAAAACGAAGAAAAGAGCAAACAGAUUUCAAGGUGGAUCACGCUUCCAGACAGAGUAAAGAGAGACCACCCACUGCAGGGUUGUCCUUGCCUUUGACCAGUGACCAAACCUUUAAUUUAAUGAGUGGAAUUGCUGGUGAUGUCAUCACAGCCGCGGUGUCUGCUGCCAUCAAAGAGCAGUUGCAGUCCACACUGCAAGCUCCCUCAAAUGCAGCGCCCAGUUUGAGCGAGGAGACAGACACAGAGGAAGCUGAUGAUUUUGAACUGCUUGACCAGUCUGAGCUAGAGCAGAUUGAGAAAGAAUUGGGACUUUCACAAGGCCAAGAAGCUGAAUCCCAGGAAAAGAAAAAGUCUUCAGGCUUUCUUUCAAAUCUGCUUGGAAGUCAUUAACCUGGUAACAUAGAAGAAAUUAAACAUAAAACACAAAAAAAAUCAUCAAAUGCAAAAAAAAAAAAAAAA